UUGGAGGCUGCUGAGCUGAUUGCUUGGGAGCUUGCAGUUGCCUGGUCAUCUCCAGCACAGAUACAGCCCAGGCAGCAGUAAUAAGGGUGGUGACAAUGGCUGUGGCAGUGUUUCAUGAUCUCAGGGAGGCUGUGUUGUGAGUGGCAGAGAGGUUCUGGAGUACCACAUGAUUGUUGUAUCACGAGGGGUGGCAGUGGCAGACUUACCCGGGUCCUGUUCGUAAAGCAUGUCUUGGCUUGUGGGCGGCUCUCUAGCAAUCGCAACUGGAACCUCACACCAAAAGGCACCAUGAUAGUGAUGACUGACGUCACUGCAGCCCCCAGAUUGGGGUCAACUGCCACCACUCCAGCUGUGGCUCCCAACUUCUCCUGGAUGCCAGAGGAUGGCAGCCCCACGGCUGUGGAGCAGCCAAUAUUUCUCAUGACCACCGCUGCUCAGGCCAUCUCAGGUUUCUUUGUAUGGACAGCUUUGCUCAUCACCUGCCAUCAGAUCUACAUGCAUCUUCGCUGCUAUAGCUGCCCAAAUGAACAGCGCUACAUUGUUCGGAUCCUCUUCAUUGUGCCCAUUUACGCCUUUGACUCAUGGCUCAGUCUCCUGUUCUUCACCAAUGACCAGUACUAUGUUUACUUUGGCACAGUGCGGGACUGCUAUGAAGCCUUUGUAAUAUACAACUUUCUCAGCCUCUGUUAUGAGUACUUGGGAGGCGAGAGCUCCAUCAUGUCUGAGAUCAGAGGGAAACCAAUUGAGUCCAGCUGUGUAUAUGGGACUUGCUGCCUGUGGGGAAAGACCUAUUCAAUUGGAUUCCUGAGGUUCUGCAAACAGGCUACCCUGCAGUUCUGUGUGGUGAAGCCCCUCAUGGCGAUCAGCACAGUCAUCCUUCAGGCCUUCGGCAAGUACCAGGAUGGUGACUUUGAUGUAACCAGCGGCUACCUCUACGUGACGAUCAUCUACAACAUCUCUGUCAGCCUGGCACUGUAUGCCCUCUUCCUUUUCUACUUUGCCACACGUGAGCUGCUCAGUCCCUAUAGCCCAGUCCUCAAGUUCUUCAUGGUGAAGUCUGUCAUCUUCCUGUCCUUCUGGCAAGGGAUGCUGUUGGCCAUCUUGGAAAAGUGUGGUGCCAUCCCCAAAAUCCACUCUGCCAAUGUGUCUGUGGGUGAAGGCACUGUAGCUGCUGGAUAUCAGGACUUCAUCAUUUGCGUGGAGAUGUUCUUUGCAGCCAUUGCCCUACGCCAUGCCUUCACAUACAAGGUGUAUGUGGACAAGAGACUUGAUGCCCAAGGUCGCUGUGCUCCCAUGAAGAGCAUCUCCAGCAGCCUCAAGGAGACCAUGAACCCCCAUGACAUUGUCCAAGAUGCGAUCCACAACUUCUCCCCAGCCUACCAGCAGUACACCCAGCAGUCAACGCUGGAGCAUGGUCCACCCUGGCGCAACGGCAGUCACGUUAUCUCGCGCUCCCACAGCUGCUCGGGUGGCCGCGACAACGAGAAGACCCUCUUGCUGAGCUCUGAUGAUGAAUUCUAGGAGGGGAAACUGCCAGCACAGGCUGUCAUUUUCCUUCGUUUGUUGUUUUUUAUUUUUUUUAAUUUAUUGAAGCAGAAACAUGCAAGUCAUAUCACUUCCUAGAGAGUGCAGAUUGCAGAAGUGGGCACUUCCUAGCUUUUGUGGGUACGGACAUGAUGAGCAGUGUGGAGGUGGGGGAAUGGCCAGGACUCCAUUCUCGAGCCCAUUCCUUACAGCAGCAGUCGACUGGAAUUAAUUGAAGCAAAGCUCCAGGGUUUGGGGCUCUGGCCUCCCACACCUACCCAGCUUGGUGUGGAGCGUGACUGGUCAGGGCCUGGAGUUGUGGCCAAAAGUGUUGGUUUUUGUCUUUUUCUUUUUUUCCAACCGGACAAUGUGACUGCUUUGUAUUCCUCUUCCUGAACGUUUGUUGUAGGCAGUUUUCUUCCCCAGCUCCCUGGUACUAACAUCUCUGUGAUAUGUGGGAAAUGGGAUUAGGAUGCAGCGAUAAGCAUUCCUGAGGACCAGACCAGAGACUGGUCUCUCUAUAGCCAUUGCUUUGAAUACUUAGUAAGGAGCAUCUGCCGCCACCCUCCUAAGCACCUGGUUGUGCAGUCCUGUAUUUGAGUGAGUGAGGGGGAAAAGGACAGGACUUUCUUCCUGUUCCUCUGCUCCCUGCAUCCCCCCUGCUCCCCAUCAAAGCUGAUGCUUGCUGAAGCUCAGCAGGGAUGGAAUUACUGUCUCACAAGGGCAGGGUUUUCUAAUCACCAGGUGUCCAAACUUCACAUCUCCCCUGCGUUCCUGUGGCAAGAAGCCUCCCUGGAGUGUCUGUCUUGUGCUAACAAGACUGAGGACUGGCCGUGAUAGGUGGUGGAAGUCUGUAGCGCUCUGGCCCUUUCAUCCCUCUUUGGGAAAGGAAGAUAUGUAAACACUAAAACGUUUUUUCUUCUUGUUUCCUGUCACCCACUGACAUAGCUGCCCCUCUUAAAGGUGUGGAUUGCACGAGGUAGCUGCCAGAACAGGUCCUGGUCUCUCGCAGGUAGCUCUCCUCAUGCUUGUCAUCACUGACUUCCUCUGCGAGCUGCACAAGUUUUUCCCUUAGGCUGGAGUAUUCAGGAAGGCAUGUUGCACACUCCUUUGCUUUUUUAUGUCCGUAGCUGUUCUGGGCUAAACUGGAGCAGAGUUGAAACCUGACAUGACCUGGCUGGUUAAAAUUGUCCCUCUUAGUUUCCCAGGCAGCAGUUGCUGCUGCUGCACAUUUUACAGGCUGUGCAGCAACUGCAGUGCUAUCAAGGGUGGAGCCAGCAUCCAUGGGAGUGGGAAAAGAAGCUUCCCCAUGCUUUUGUUGGGUUUUUGGAUUGCCCCCUAGGUAUUUAGUGGAACCAAAAUAAAAAUGAUCCCUCUGUAGAUCUGUCCAGGGACCAGGAAAAGCUUCUUGCUUGCUUAAAACAGUCUAGGGGAGGACCGGGAAGCACACUCAAGUGCCACGGAUCAGAUGCCCCUAGCCCCAAGCAGGAAGCAAAAUGGAGAGGUUGGAGCAAGCUGCUCUGUUCUUGGCUGUAGUUUCUCUGUUCCUCUCCCGCUUGAUGCUUACCCUGCCAUCAGCAGACCUGAGUGUUUCCAGAUUGCUCUCCUUGCUCUGCUAGGAGAACUGGGGUCUGGUUUACUGCCUGGAGUUUACCUUUCCUCAUGUAUCCUAAUCUACGUGCUUGCUCAUUCACUUUCUCAGAAGCGACUGGGAGCGAAGAGCACCUCAUUUCCUCAGCACCCCUGCCAGAAGCCUGUGGUCGUGAGCCGGAGGAAAAGGGCUUGAAGAGAGGGCAGGUUUGCUCCAUGCUGUGAGGAUGAGAUAGGGGAAUAAGGACAGCGUCUCCUUCUGUACUCGCGUGUCUGGGUGGACGGUGAAGGAGGUGGGAGCAACAGUGCUGACUCUUGAGGGAGCUGGAGGGUCAGCGGAUCCAGCAGCUUCUCUGCUGCUGGAUUUCCCCAUUUGCACACAUCCUGUGAUGCCAUGCAGUUAGUUACUGCUUUUCCUAAAUCUGUCGCUGCUUAAAUGAACAUGCAAACGCUAUCUGCCAGGCUUUGUGUGGGCUUGGUGUAAAACUCCUUUUCCUCAUGCCAUAAGCCGCCUGGAAAGCAGGGCUGAAGACUGAAUGGGCUUUCCUUCCAUCUUCCAUGGCUUUGAUGAAUAGUCCUUUAGUGUGAGGUAUUUGUGUUAAACUUCCCCUCUCUCUUAGGAAAGCGGGGCAUGGGAUGUGAUCCCUUCCUCCCCUUUCCUUGCAUUUGCAGGUCUUGAUGAUGUCCUGGUGUCACUUAAUUGGUAAUCUUCAUUGUGUUGGGUGGCCGAGACCUGCAAUCUCUGGGAUUGCCCUGUUGAGCUUGAAGGUGAUCUAGGCUUGGGGAAGCAUUUUCUUAAAAUUAUUUUGAAAUGUAUGCUGCAUAUAUAUGCUGUGCAGAGGAUCUGGAUAUUCUCAAAGCUUCCUGUAUGUAGUGGUUUCAAGUAUAACCCUUUUGCACUAGCUGCCUUUGGAGAAGCCUGGUGAAGAACUAGUGCCCGAACAACAGCCAGCUGCCAUGCAUUAUAAUUUUAUAUACGUAUAUAUUUUUUAACACCACACAAAAUCAUCUCUGAGCUUCCUGCUGUCCCUCACGACAGGCAAGUGCCAGAGCAAGGACUGGCUCUGAAGCUGCUCUGGCUUGGAGAAACAAAUAUCUUAUAAGACCCAGAGCUUGAGACCAAGGAGGCCAAGGCAUCUGUGGUCUUGCAGGUCUGCUUGCGGUAGCCCAGGGCCCCAAAAAAUGUGUUGGUUCCAGGAGUAGGCCCUUGGAGCUGCUCUUCCUCACCUGCUUCCCCUCUCCUUCCUUCCUUCCUUUUUGUUUACCAUGUAACAUACCCAUGGGAUUUGUUUAUUAUUUUUCCAUAUAGAGUAGUUCUUUGUAUAUAAAUGACUGAAAAAAAAAUGUAUGAUAAAUAAGACAGAGUCACCUAGUUUUGUACCUAUCGUGUUUAACUGAUGUGAGCUCAGCGACAAGCCGCUCUCUCUAUUUUGGUCUUUGUGACGUUAUACUCUGCAGAAAUGAGCAAA
Molecule: messenger RNA, 4583 nt
Organism: Haliaeetus leucocephalus (bald eagle)
Lineage: Eukaryota; Metazoa; Chordata; Aves; Accipitriformes; Accipitridae
Gene: TMEM184B
Product: transmembrane protein 184B
Exons: 10
Coding region: 115-1521 (468 amino acids)
Biological process (GO): transport
Molecular function (GO): transporter activity
Source: RefSeq, a predicted model, not a curated record